UCAUAACAAUUUUGCGCUUCAGUCAACUUGCAAUAUUCUCCGCUUGCGAAACAAUCAUCUUGGUGUUUACAAAGAAGCCCGCCGGUCUUCUGUUUUAGUUAAAAACAGUUUGUUUUUAGUGUUUUCGUGUGUGAUCGGUAAUUUCGGCUUUGAACUUGAGUUAAAAGAAUAGCGAUAAUUAUCAAGCGUAAAGUGCGUUAUACGAAUACGUAUACCCUUGGUAUAAAUCCAUUCUAAGUAUUUGUACUGAUGUUGGCACAACGCUCAUUCGAUAUGUGGAGAAUUCUCACGAUUUUUAUUAUCGCAACUUUGGUGAUGGACUCUGAAGGUGGUACACAAGUUAAGUCGCAAAGCAGACCACAAGCUAGACUAAAAUCUUCUAUUCCAUUAGCACGUAAUCGCAAGCGUUAUGCCACUGGAUAUGCUGGUAGCAGCGCAGGCAGCUAUGCAGGAGCCGGUGGCAGUGCUGGAGGGUAUGGCGGAGGUGGCUAUGACGAUUACGAUUACGGUUAUGCACCCGAUUUUGGUUUCAUAGAUCCCUUCCUAUUUCAUCAACAGUUAACAGCACAAAUUCUAGCCAAUCAGGCUGCACAGAAUCACGCUAUUGCUUCGACGUACUCUUCCGGCCAAGCUAUGGCCACUGCUGAUGCCUCACUUUUGCCUAACGAUAAACGAAUUCAACAACAAAUAGCUCAGCAACAGGCUUACUUCAAUAAUAUCCACCGUCCCUCUUAUUACGGUAGUGCUGGCGGUGGUGGUUCAUAUAGUACGCCAAACCGUUAUGCGCCCAAUCAUGCAGCCGCCGCUGCUUCCAUCGGACCUGGCGGGUCUUAUCACACAGCUAGCAUUAAUCCUGCAAACCCGGACAUUCCGAAUAUCAAUAACCGCUUUGGUGGACCAUCAUCGCCCGGCGGCUACAAGGGCGUAUCGGUUAGCUCGUUUUCAAGUAGCUCCGACAUUAAUGGACAGAAGACAAGUCGACGCGGUGCACAGACCACAAUCAAUGAUAAUGGAAAAGUCACCACAUACAGGGUGCAGUCUUAAGCACUCUUAAAUGCGUUCACCAAAAUUUUUUUUUUAAUAAAUAUUAAAUAUACAUACUUGCUAUAAAUAUUUAUUAUUAUUUGUGAAAUUUUGUAGAGACCAACAAUAUAAGAAUGUAUAUACGCUAUUGGUGUAGAAUUAAGUUUUGCAAUCAUUUCAAAUGUUGGGCAGUUUCGAAAUACAAACAUACAUAUGUACAUAU
This is a messenger RNA of Ceratitis capitata (Mediterranean fruit fly), 1246 nucleotides long. RefSeq lists its product as hypothetical. The transcript is spliced from 5 exons. Lineage: Eukaryota; Metazoa; Arthropoda; Insecta; Diptera; Tephritidae. Bases 250 to 1044 code for a protein of 264 amino acids. The record is from RefSeq and is a predicted model, not a curated record.